UUGAAAGCAUCUGACAUCAUCAUGCCCUGCAAAAGGCUGAUCCCGGGAAAUGCAACCUAUCUAUGUUUCUGUCAGUGUUCUUGCGGAAGAUAACAUAACAUACGACAUACGACAGCCAAUAGCAAUCCUAUUCUCUCCAAAGGACGACACGGGUGUCCAUCUACCUGAGCAUCGACUGGUUGACAUCCGAGGAAGUCACUGGCAACAUGGCUAUCGUCCUCCACUCCACACCCCUCCUCUGGACCCGCCUGGCGGCGCUCGUCUUCUCCUGCGUGGCCUUCUCAGUGGCCGUCCACGGCGGGCGCCUGUACCACGGCACGGGUGACUGGUGCAUCUUCUGCUGGGCCUUCAGCUUCGCAGGCACCCUGCUGGUCCUGCUGGUGGAGCUGUUCGGCCUGCAGACCCGAGCCCCCGUGUCCUGGAAGAACUUCCCCAUCACCUUCGCCUGCUACGCCGCCUUGCUGUGCCUGUCCGCCUCCAUCAUCUUCCCUCUGUACUACCUGAAAGGCUCCAUGGGGCCCAGCCAGGUGCGGGACUACCGCAUCGUGUCCACCGUCUUCUCCUGCCUGGCCACCAUCGCCUACAUGACCGAGGUGAGCAUCAGCAAAGCGCGUCCGGGCGAAGUGGCCGGCUACAUGGCCACCGCCCCCGGCCUGCUCAAGGUGUGCGAGACCUUCGUGGCCUGCAUCAUCUUCGUCUUCAUCAGCGACCCCGUCUUGUACGACCGCCACGACGCUCUCAAGUACUGCAUGUCCGUCUACUGCAUCUGCUUCAUCCUAUCGGCCGCCAUCAUCCUGCUCUGUGUGGGCGAGUGCACCGGGUGCCUGCCCUUCCCUUUCGCCCGCUUCCUCUCCGCCUACGCCCUCCUCGCCGUGAUCCUCUACCUGUCGGCCACCAUCGUUUGGCCCAUCUUCAACUUUGACCCCAAGCACGGUGGCAACAAGCAGCGGCCGUCCAACUGCGGCACCACCCAGGGGUUGUGCGUGUGGGACAAGCUGAUGGCGGUGGCUGUGCUCACGGCCGUCAACUUCAUCCUCUACCUCGCCGACCUCAUCUACUCCGCCCGCCUGGUGUUUGUCAGCGCUUGAAGGAGGCGCUGCGACUCUAAGCCUCAGAUGAAAUUAAAUUUGGCAGGAUUUGGCUUUACCAUUGACGAGAAGUCGGGGACCACAAAGUAGCUCACAAUGCGACAUCAUGAUACUUAGCCGCUGUUUGAUAUUCCUUGAUAUUCCGUAUAUUGGAAGAAAGAACACCCUCCAUACAUGAUGACAUAUAUACAGCUGAGGAGGCGCAAUGUAUAAAAUGCUGACGUAUCGAUAAUGAUUUACCCCACGUUUUGGUUUCAUUAUACAGCAAUUUGACGAAAAAAACCUGCAAUAUGUUGUGAUAUGUAAUGAAAAGUUACUGAAAGUUUAUCCCACCAUUACUAAUUGCACAAAUUUUACUAUACAUCACAUUCAUUAUUAUUACAUUAAUAAUUGCUAUUAAUUAUACAUUGUAAUUCUACAUUAAUAUAUACAGUAUGUAACUAAGGAGGCAAAAUGAACUGCUUUUUCAAGACUAUUAAUUAUAAUCCUUAAUGUUUAGGAAAAAAAACAUGCCUAUAUAAUAAAGUAUCGCUAAUGUGAUACGCAAGACUGUCAUAUUUGGCUUUUAUGGGUUGUAUAUGGCUGUGUUUACAUGUGCAGCGAUGUUGCCGUGUGUCCGCCUGAUUGGCUGCUCGGGCCCAGAGACGGAGCAUGCUGAUGCCGAUGAACACGUUUCAUUUCAUUCCACUUACAGAGGUGCCGACCACGGAGUCCACAUUGACGUAAAAAAAUAUAUUUAGGAUGUGCAUGUAAACAUAGGCUGAAACGGCGAUUUGGUAUUAUUAUUAUUAUUUUUUUGUUGCAUGUGUGUUCUGCUUAAAUUGUGGCAGGAAUAAAAGAAGCUGUGGCUUUUAGCUCAAUACGGGAUUAAAUUAAUGAUAAUUCUUUUAUUAAUAAAAUUAAUAAAAUAAUAUAUUUUUUAAUUAAUUAAUUGUAUUAAUAAAAUUAUUUUAUUAAUAAUUGGUCUGUUUUUAUUAACUAAGAAGGUUUUCAGUAAAAACAAAAGUUCCUAAGUGAUGUGAUGUUCAGGUUUAAUAAUGACUUUAGGCCAUACAGCGCACCUACUUGCAUGUUACAAUCAACAUUAUGAUGAUAUAUUAAUAAAAUAAUAAAAUUUAUGAAAAUUAAUACAAUUAAUUAAUUGUAUUAAUAAAAUUAUUUGAUUAAUAAUUGGGACGUUUUUAUUAACUAAGAAGGUUUUUAGUUAAAACAAAAAAAAAGUUCCUAAGUGACGUGAUGUUCAGGUUUAAUAAUGACUUUAGGCCGUACAGCGCACCUACUUGCAUGUUACAAUCAACAUUAUGACGAUAUAUUAAUAAAAUAAUAAAAUUUAUAAAAAUUAAUAAAAUUAGUUAAUUUUAUUAAUAAAAUUAUUUUAUUAAUAAUUGGGGCGUUUUUAUUAACUAAGAAGGUUUUUAGUUAAAACAAACAAAAAAAAGUUCCUCAGUGACGUGAUGUUCAGGUUUAAUAAUGACUUUAGGCCGUACAGCGCACCUACUUGCACGUUACAAUCAACAUUAUGACGAUAAAUGUAUUAGCGGACUGAAAAUAUUUGAGGUAAAUAUACAUGUGUGUGUGUGCAUGUAUAUGUGUGUGCACACGUCUUUACCGUCCAUGUUGUACAACAUAGAAGGUGAUAUGCACUUAACAGUGUUUUUUUCCUGAGGGCUCCACUAACUAAAUAACGUUAACUGACACCAAUGGAUUCAGUCGUCAACAAGGGUGCUUCCUCCUCGGCUGAUAUUAGUGUUCUUCUUUUUUUUAUUUUGCAUAACUUGUAUUCCGCUGUGUGUUGUAAGAAAAUGUAACCUUGCAUUUCAAUGAAGACACUUAUUAAACUGAUGCUGGUGUUUGUGGUGAUGUGA
This is a messenger RNA of Doryrhamphus excisus (bluestripe pipefish), 2953 nucleotides long. RefSeq names its product myeloid associated differentiation marker b (gene myadmb). Gene Ontology annotation, cellular component: membrane. The record is from RefSeq and is a predicted model, not a curated record. Lineage: Eukaryota; Metazoa; Chordata; Actinopteri; Syngnathiformes; Syngnathidae.